Choloepus didactylus (southern two-toed sloth) is the source of this 5528-nucleotide messenger RNA. RefSeq names its product SWI/SNF related, matrix associated, actin dependent regulator of chromatin subfamily c member 1 (gene SMARCC1). The record is from RefSeq and is a predicted model, not a curated record. Gene Ontology annotation, biological process: positive regulation of DNA-templated transcription. Gene Ontology annotation, cellular component: SWI/SNF complex; nBAF complex; npBAF complex. NCBI's taxonomy places the organism in Eukaryota, Metazoa, Chordata, Mammalia, Pilosa, Megalonychidae. The coding region runs from base 66 to 3383 and encodes 1105 amino acids. Gene Ontology annotation, molecular function: nucleosomal DNA binding; histone binding. The transcript has 28 exons.
GGUGUGAACGGCAAGCUCAUUGAGGGCCUGGGUGGGCCGGACAGUGGGGACUACGGACGGUGACGAUGGCCGCGGUAGCGGGCGGCGGUGGGCCGGGGACGGCGGCUGGCGGCGCGGGUGUUGGGGGGACGGCGACCGCUGCAGUUCUGGCCGUUUAUCGGCGGAAGGACGGGGGCCCAGUCAGCAAGUUUUGGGAGAGCCCGGAGACGGUGUCCCAGUUGGAUUCGGUGCGCGUCUGGCUGGGCAAGCACUACAAGAAGUAUGUUCACGCAGAUGCUCCUACCAAUAAAACUUUGACUGGGCUGGUAGUACAGCUUCUUCAGUUCCAGGAAGAUGCCUUUGGGAAGCACGUCACCAACCCAGCCUUCACCAAACUCCCUGCAAAAUGCUUCAUGGAUUUCAAAGCUGGGGGUACCUUGUGUCACAUUCUUGGGGCUGCUUACAAGUAUAAGAAUGAACAGGGAUGGCGGAGGUUUGACCUACAGAAUCCAUCCCGAAUGGAUCGUAAUGUUGAAAUGUUUAUGAAUAUUGAAAAAACAUUGGUGCAGAACAAUUGUCUGAUCAGACCCAACAUCUACCUCAUCCCAGAUAUUGACUUGAAGUUGGCUAACAAAUUGAAAGAUAUCAUCAAACGACAUCAGGGGACAUUUACUGAUGAGAAGUCAAAAGCUUCCCAUCACAUUUAUCCAUAUCCUUCCUCACAAGAUGAUGAAGAGUGGUUGAGACCGGUGAUGAGAAAAGACAAGCAAGUGUUAGUACAUUGGGGGUUUUACCCAGACAGCUAUGAUACUUGGGUCCACAGCAGUGAUGUUGAUGCUGAAAUUGAAGAGCCACCAAUUCCAGAAAAACCAUGGAAGGUUCAUGCUAAGUGGAUUUUGGACACUGAUGUUUUCAAUGAAUGGAUGAAUGAGGAAGAUUAUGAGGUGGAUGAAAACAGGAAACCUGUGAGUUUCCGUCAACGAAUUUCAACAAAGAAUGAAGAGCCAGUCCGAAGUCCAGAAAGAAGAGAUAGAAAAGCAGCAGCUAAUGCUCGAAAGAGGAAACAUUCACCUUCCCCUCCCCCUCCCACACCUGCAGAAUCACGGAAGAAGAGUGGGAAAAAAGGCCAAACUAGUCUUUAUGGGAAGCGCAGAAGUCAGAAAGAAGAAGAUGAGCAAGAAGAUCUUACCAAGGACAUGGAAGACCCAACACCUGUACCCAACAUAGAGGAAGUGGUACUACCCAAAAACGUAAACCCAAAGAAAGAUAGCGAAAAUACACCUGUUAAAGGAGGAACUGUAGCAGAUCUAGAUGAACAGGAUGAGGAAACAAUCACAACUGGAGGAAAGGAAGAUGAAGAUCCUAGCAAAGGUGAUCAGAGUCGGUCAAUCGACCCUGGUGAAGAUAAUGUAACAGAGCAGACCAAUCACAUUAUUAUUCCUAGCUAUGCAUCCUGGUUUGAUUAUAACUGUAUUCAUGUGAUUGAACGGCGUGCUCUUCCUGAGUUUUUUAAUGGAAAAAACAAAUCCAAGACUCCAGAAAUAUACUUGGCAUAUCGAAAUUUUAUGAUUGACACAUAUCGUCUGAAUCCCCAAGAGUAUUUAACCAGCACUGCUUGUCGGAGGAACUUGACAGGAGAUGUGUGUGCUGUGAUGAGGGUUCAUGCCUUUUUAGAGCAAUGGGGGCUUGUUAAUUACCAAGUGGAUCCAGAAAGUCGACCCAUGGCAAUGGGACCUCCUCCUACUCCUCAUUUUAAUGUAUUAGCGGAUACCCCCUCUGGGCUUGUACCUCUCCAUCUUCGAUCACCUCAGGUCCCUGCUGCUCAUCAGAUGUUAAAUUUUCCUGAGAAGAACAAGGAAAAACCAACUGAUUUGCAGAACUUUGGCCUCCGCACUGACAUUUACUCCAAGAAAACCUUAGCAAAGAGUAAAGGUGCUAGUGCUGGAAGAGAGUGGACUGAACAGGAGACACUUCUCCUCCUGGAGGCCCUGGAGAUGUACAAGGAUGAUUGGAACAAAGUGUCAGAACAUGUUGGAAGUCGUACCCAAGAUGAGUGCAUCCUCCACUUUUUGAGGCUUCCCAUUGAGGACCCGUACCUUGAGAAUUCAGAUGCUUCCCUUGGGCCUCUAGCCUACCAGCCUGUCCCUUUCAGUCAGUCAGGAAACCCAGUCAUGAGCACUGUUGCUUUCUUGGCAUCUGUGGUGGACCCACGUGUGGCAUCUGCUGCAGCGAAAGCAGCUUUGGAGGAGUUUUCUCGGGUCCGGGAGGAGGUACCUCUGGAAUUGGUUGAAGCGCAUGUCAAAAAAGUACAAGAUGCAGCACGAGCUUCUGGGAAAGUGGAUCCCACCUAUGGCCUGGAGAGCAGCUGUAUUGCAGGCACAGGGCCCGAUGUACCAGAGAAGCUCGAAGUUGCUGAAGAGGAAAAAAUGGAAACAGACACUGAUGGUCAGCAGCAUGAGAAGGCAGAAAAUAAAGGUGAAAAUGAAAUGGAGGAAGGUGAUAAAGAACAAGAUGGAGAAAAUGAAAAAAACAGUGAGAAGGAACAGGAUAGUGAAGUUAGUGAGGAUAUUAAAUCAGAAGAAAAAGAGGCUGAAGAAAACAAGGAACUCACUGAUACAUGUAAAGAAAGAGAAAGUGAUAUUGGAAAGAAGAAAGUAGAACAUGAAAUUUCUGAAGGAAAUGUGGCCACAGCUGCAGCAGCUGCCCUUGCCUCAGCUGCAACUAAAGCCAAGCACUUGGCUGCCGUGGAAGAAAGAAAAAUCAAGUCCCUGGUAGCUCUCCUGGUUGAGACCCAAAUGAAGAAACUGGAGAUCAAACUUCGACACUUUGAGGAGUUGGAAACGAUCAUGGACAGAGAGAAAGAGGCUCUAGAACAGCAGAGGCAGCAGUUACUUACCGAACGCCAGAACUUCCACAUGGAACAGCUGAAAUAUGCUGAAUUACGAGCCCGACAGCAAAUGGAACAGCAGCAACAUGGGCAGAACCCUCAGCAGUCACACCAGCACUCAGGAGGACCUGGUCUGGCCCCACUUGGUGCAGCCGGACACCCCAGCAUGAUGCCUCAUCAGCAGCCCCCUCCCUACCCUCUGAUGCACCACCAGAUGCCACCCCCUCAUCCACCCCAGCCAGGUCAGAUACCAGGCCCAGGUUCCAUGAUGUCUGGGCAGCCCAUGCCAGGCCGCAUGAUUCCCACCAUUGCAGCCAACAUCCACCCCUCUGGGACUGGCCCUACCCCUCCUGGUAUGCCUCCAAUGCCAGGAAGCAUCUUAGGACCCCGGGUACCCCUCACAGCACCUAAUGGCAUGUAUCCCCCUCCACCGCAGCAGCAGCCGCCGCCACCGCCACCCACAGAUGGGGUCCCUCCGCCUCCUGCUUCAGGCCCACCAGCCUUGGCUGCUCCCUAGCCUGGAAGAUGUGGGGAACGUCCAUGCCCAGUGCCACCAUUUGGAGUGGGGAUGAUGAGACUUGUGCCCCCCAUUCCUCUUCCCCUGUUGUGUCAGGUCCUCAGUUGGCAGUCAAAGGAACGCCUGUGGUGACAGUUUGCCCUGGUCAUUUUAAAGUUACUUGCAUCUCCCCUGUCCUGGUGUGGGGAUAGGCUGGCAGUUUAUCUGCAAGUUUGGUCAACAUUAGUAUUCUAUAUCUUUAUGAUUUUUGCUCUCCUGUCUUAUGCUUCUUUGGAUAAUGCUUUACAAUCAUUCUCUCUCUCUCUCUCUCUCUCUCUCUCUCUCUUUUUCUUUUUUUUUUUUUUUUUUCUUUUUCCUGUUGUUGCUGUUUUAAAGGAGAGCAUCCUAAGUUAAUAGGAACCAAAAAGUGGUGAUGGGCAAAAGGGGAUAGUCACGGAGGAAAAACCUUUAAGGCAUUAUAAGUGACCUUAUUUCUGCUUAUCUGAGCUCAGAAUGGUGCUGAUGGUGAAGUCUUAUGAGACUUCUGCCACACAUAGAUGCACCAAAAUUAAAAGAAAUGGGAAAGGGGGCCCCAUUGAUUCUAUUCCCUAUUAAGGACUGUGAAGGCCUCCACCCUGCCAGGCAGAACAUACCACUUUAGUAUGUGGUUGGGGAAAGCACAAGCAUUAGAACAAAUCCACACUUUCCCCAGGUCCUCCAGUUUUGGUCUUCUAUGCAGAUGCUUUGUCGGAUUUGGGGUGGGUGUUUUGUUUUCCUGAAAACAGUAUGAGCUUUGAGGGUUGGGAUUUGGGGAGGCAUCCCUUGGUCCCCCUAGAGUAGCCAGGAAAGUUUUAGGGGGUUAGGGAAAUGACCACCCAAUGAAUCUAGCUACUAUUCACUGUUUUGUAUGCAUUCUUUUGUCUCCCUCUUUACAAAACCCUUAAAAUGGAAAAUAAUAAUAAUAAGUAGAUAGUGUUAAACAUUUUAGCUUAUGGAACUUGGUUAGCAUGGCUUGGGGUGCAAGUCCCUAAACUACCUCUUGCAGUAGCCAGGGUGAGCAGAAUUUAGUGAAGCGGUACUUUAAGUUUGGGGUGGGAUUGGAGAAGUGGGGCAGGACCAACAGCUUCUGGUACCUUCUCCCUUCCCUUUCUGUAAUCUCACAUUCCAACAAUCACAAGGUUUAAGGACAUGCUGGGGGUACCAAGGAACUCAUUGGCAUUCAGAGCAUCAUGCCUUGAGGUUUGGAGUGCUAGGGCUGGAGAGUGGAAUGUUAUUCCAGAAAAAGAGCCACAAAGAUGCCUUAAUUUGAGCCCAUUUCUAGCCCUGCUGUUAAGUGGCUUGAGAGUUCUUGGUUUUCUCUUCUUGUCCUUCUCUCUUCUCUCUCUUUCCAUGGGUGGGGAGAAGGUAUUUUUGGUAGAGCUUUCUUUCCAAAGCAUCUGGCCUAUUCACUUCACAUUCUCAAGUGGCAGUUUCAUUAUUUAGAAUGCAAGGUGGAACAUCUUUUGGAAUUUUUUUUCUAUACUAUAAAGCUUUACUUAUGAGAAGGUGUAGGGAGGUGUUUUUAAACACCUUAGAACUUUUUUCCUUAAUAUCAGAAAGCAAAAAAACAAAACCACAAUUGAGAUUUGCCUUUCAAACCCUCAGGUGUUGCCUCUAACCAGGUGGUCCUGGUCACACCAUCAGAGUACUGGGAACCAAGCAGACCUUGUUCCUUUUGUGUGUGUGUGUUCUGGACUCCUGGAGUGGACAUGAUCUUGUCCCUACUGGAGUUUAGGUCCAGUGCAGUUGCCUCCAGUGAGACCCCAGUGCCUUUUGAGAAUGGCCAGGGUUUUCCUUACUUCUUGCCAGUCUGUCCCAAAGGAAACUCAUUCCAAAUACCUUUCCCCUGGGGUUUUAGAAGAAAAAUGGAAUUCUGGUUCAUACUGUGGUCCCUUGUAACCUCAGGUUUUUAAUGUGAUCGCUUUCAAACUUAAAAAGAUCCAGGUGGAAAUAUUUUUACUAUGCUGGUAAUAAUCUUAACAGAAUAUCUGAAUUCUUAACAUUGUUAUGUUUAAGUGGUGACUAUUUCUUUUCAUAUCUGUCAUCUGGUUUCAUUCCUGUAAUACAGCCACCCAAUUUUCUGAGGGGAGGGGGUGGAGAAUAAUACAUGGUUUUUGUACAAAUACA